CCCAUAGUCAUAAGAACUACGACCACAUAACGAUAAAGACGUGUAAAUAUUAAGCAUGGCAUCGUUAGUUCGAUAAAUAAUGAAUAAAAAAGAAAAAAGAAAAGAUAGCACAAGAGUUUAAAUUGACUUUUGCAAGUAAUGUCAAUAUAUGAACAGUAAAUAAUGCUAGAAUACGACUACCCGAGUAUGUGGAUAACUCCACUGGAAAACUAUCCUAUGUCAGAAAUUGAGACCGAAGACGCCGAUAAGUUCAUGGAGGCUACCAUAUUUUAUGAUGCUGAGUUAAAACCUUCUAAGCAGACUAACGGCCUUACGGAAGCUACUUUAGUUGCUUUGGAAACGGGAGAAAUUACUCCUUUAGUAAAAGAGGAAUUAAAGUAUACCAUACAAUCAAGAAGAUUGGCAAAUGGUCAAGGCGAACUAGGGGUGGAAUUCAGUGAACCAGAACAGGGACAGCUGACGGAAGAAGAAAAAGAGAAAAUUAUUAAAAGACGAGAACAGAAUAAACUAGCAGCAAGACGAUUCCGUCAACGUCGCCGAGCGAAAGGACCAGUGUAUGCCAAGCAAGUAAAUGAAUUAGAGGCGGACAAUACGAGGAAACUGACAGAGAUCAGACGUCUGCGAAAAGAGCGGGACGAACUACAGGCGAUGUUACAGAAUCAUCUAUUGGUCUGUCCAACGGUUACCAUACACACUGGAUGAACACUGGACAAGGAGUUUGUGUGUAUAAAAAUAUCAAGGAUUCACUGUUUAUAAGUGCAGAGAAUACAAUAUAAACAUGUGUAAAAAAAGCGCGGAGCUCUGUAUAUAUAUACAAGAUCAUUGUAAAUUACAUCUACAACGAUUCUGAAGAAACUUGGACACAGAAUGUACAUAUAUAAACUACAUGUAUGACAAUACUGUCGUGGGGUUUAUGUAUUACAAAAGUUGUCAAAAUGUGUUUAUUUUGUAUAUAUGCAGUUGGGAGUUGAAACAUUGCCGUUUUCAUAUAUUUAGUUACCAAAAAUAAUACAGAAACAGUAUAAGAACUAAAAGAAAUACUCUUUUUGCAAAUUGAAAAAUGGUUAGUGCAAUUUUGUCAUACAAGUGGUGCUUGCAAAUAGUAAUGUAUAUUAUCUGCUGUAAAUUUUAAGAUCUGAUUCUUUUAAAUCAUUAGAAAGAUUUUAAAUUAUGAAAAUUAACUAGUCAAAAUAAUUGUAAUUGUAACUAGUCGAUGUAUAACCUAGGACACCACUGUGAUUAAAGACUUGAGUUAAGGUCUGACUACUUAGAGCGUUUAUGUAAAUUUAUUUUUGACGAUUUUUCAUUUUUUUAAGAAAAAAUGUAUUAUGUGCAAUCUUUGUUAACUGAGUAAGAAAUAAAUGUUUCUUAACAGAUUUUAUAGAAUCUCCUUAGGUUAACCUUAAAUGGUGUGAUAUAUUGACACGACAUGGACGUGUACAUUCAGAUUAUAAACUGUUAUUUACAUUAAAUAUUUUAAAGUUUA
This is a messenger RNA of Mytilus californianus (California mussel), 1486 nucleotides long. RefSeq lists its product as uncharacterized. The transcript has 3 exons. The record is from RefSeq and is a predicted model, not a curated record. Gene Ontology annotation, molecular function: RNA polymerase II cis-regulatory region sequence-specific DNA binding; DNA-binding transcription factor activity, RNA polymerase II-specific. Bases 163 to 702 code for a protein of 179 amino acids. Lineage: Eukaryota; Metazoa; Mollusca; Bivalvia; Mytilida; Mytilidae. Gene Ontology annotation, biological process: regulation of transcription by RNA polymerase II. Gene Ontology annotation, cellular component: nucleus.